AUGGCUUGGCUACGAAGGAAGAAGGAUGAUGACCCAAAGCCUACACCCGAGGAGCAGACACCCCUCCGGUCAGAGGAGCAAAAUGGGUACCAAGGGACCGGAAACAACAUCCAGGAGCCCGCGAGCUUAGAGGCAGCUCAAAAAGCGCCGGCGCCGGUAUCUUGGGCAUCUAUGCCCAGAAAGUGGCAGUUGGCCGUGAUUGUCUUCGCCCGUCUCGCUGAGCCUCUGAGCGAGAGAUCGCUGACCUCAUAUCUCUUCUACCAACUCAGAUGGUUCGAUCCUUCGUUAGAGCCAUCCGAAAUCGCGAAACAGGCUGGCCAUCUCACAGCUGUCUUCGCCGCGGCGCAAUGCCUCACUUCAAUGUGGUGGGGGCGAGUCGCAGACACUGCUCUCUUUGGCCGUAAGAGAGUGCUGAUCAUCGGUCUCUUCGGCUCGGCCAUGUGUGCUCUAGGGAUGGGUUUCUCGCCUUCGUUCACAUCCGCGAUGUUCUUUCGAUUUUUCUCGGGUGCUCUCAACGGCAAUAUUGGCGUUCUUCGGACCAUGGUGUCGGAAAUUGUCCCGGACAAACGAUACAAAGCGAGGGCCUUCUUGAUAUUACCCAUGUGCUUCAAUGUCGGCGUUAUCAUCGGUCCCCUCAUGAGUGGCUUUUUAGCCGAUCCGAUUCAUUCACUACCAAGCAUAUUCGGCCCAGGCUCAAUCAUUGGUGGUCGUGACGGCGUUGCGUGGAUGAAGCAAUUCCCUUAUGCGCUUCCGAAUGUCGUGUGCGCCUCCGUUCUUCUUGCUGCGGCGUUCUGUAUCAUCCUCGGAUUGGAUGAAACGCACCCAAUGAGGCGAGACAAACUUGAUCCAGGCCGAGAGCUAGGGAAAUUCAUCGUCCGAAAGGUCCUCCGACAGGAAAAGGGGCAAGACUAUGAAUAUGAGCCCAUUCCAUCCUCGGCAAAUACCGCUCCUAGCACAUCUCAGCCGGUAAUCGCUCGCGAGCCAGAGCCAGUCAAAAAACAGGCCAGAUUCCGAGACAUGUUUACAAGAAAUGUCUGCUUCACAUUGUUGCAACACUUCCUCCGUGCCCUCCACGGCUCUGCGUUCAACACAGUCUUCUUCAGUCUGCUCCCAACCCCCAGGUACGACAACUCGCACGCAAGCCUUCCGUUCAGAUUUAGCGGCGGGCUCGGCCUCUCGAGCAAAAGUAUGGGCUUGGUAAACACUAUACUUGGUAGCAUCGGAAUUCCCCUCCAGAUCCUGCUCUACCCCGUGCUCAGCGCUCGUCUUGGAAUACUUGCCUCGUAUCGCAUGUUCUUGCCGCUCAGUAUUGCCGCCUACUUCUUGAUACCCUAUCUCGUCCUACUCCCGGAUAAUAUGGCAGUGAUUUGGACUUGCCUUACUGCCUUAUUAUCGCUGCAGGUUCUUGCUCGCGUGUUUAUUACGCCUGCUUCUAUGAUUUUGGUCAAUGAAUCCGCACCGAGUCCUACGCUUUUAGGGACUGUCCACGGGUUUGCAUCAAGCAUUUCCAGUUUUGCUCGUAUUUUUGGACCGAGCAUAGGUGGAUCAGCUCUCGGCUGGGGUCUGGCACACAACUUCGUCGGCUUCCCGCUCUGGGGGAUGGGUGUCAUUGGUCUGGCAAACUGGUCGGUUCUUUGGUUCGUGGAGGAAGCUGCGGUCUUUUAA
Messenger RNA from Clonostachys byssicola, 1665 nucleotides. NCBI's taxonomy places the organism in Eukaryota, Fungi, Ascomycota, Sordariomycetes, Hypocreales, Bionectriaceae. The record is from the annotation of a GenBank genome assembly.